GACCCUGGCAGUCCACACCCCGCUGCACCAUGAUGAGAGCUGCUGGCAUGGUUCUCGUGCUUCAGCUCAGCCUGUGGCACCCUGGGGCCCUCGCUGAGAACUUAGACCUUUUUGAAGCUUUAGCAGAACCUGAGCGCGGAGCCUCGUGGGCGGAGAUGAACUCUCUGAGGACGGAGUUGAGCCUGGCGAAACACGAGCUGAUGAACGUCAAGAGCCAGCUGGACGAGCUGUCGAGGCAGAACUCAGAACGAGCGCAGGUGGCGUUUUCAACCUCGUUAGGAUCCAAGGGACACCUGGGCCCUUUCAACACCCUCACCACCGUGGUCUACAAAAACAUCUUCACUAACGUGGGCCAACACUACAACAACAUCACAGGUGCUUUCACAGCGCCGGUGAAAGGUGUCUACCACUUCAGCUUCACAGUUGGGGAUUUCCAGGGUACAGCAGUCAUGGGUCUGACACUGAUGAAAAAUGACCAGAUGGUGAUGCAUGUUGGGGAGGUGGGCAGCCAUGGUCAGUACAGAUAUGCUUCUAACGCAGUCAUACUGGAGCUGAAGAGAGGAGAUGUUGUUUUCGUCCAGCUUCCGAAAGGAUACAGGAUUUAUGAUGAUGACCACAACCGCAACACGUUCAAUGGCUUUCUGAUUCAGUAGACACGGCAGGAAUCCUCUCACUGUUACAGCAAAUGUGAACCUGGUUAAUCUCUGACAGUACACUGGAAUGGACUUUGUGUGGACAUGUGAGGGGGUUCAAUGAGCACACACACACACACACAUUCCUGCACCAUGACCACUAGGGGGCAGUCUGAGCUCAGCUAUGAAUGGGUGUGCUCUGUGACGUUGUCAAUACAAUAAUAGUCCUGGAGACCGUAACCAUGCAAUAUACUUUGAUCACACAAUAUAAUUUAUACAUUUACACCAUCUGGAAUAGCUAAGAGUGUACUCAUGUUAUCUUUCAUGCCAUUUAUCUUUUCAUUUAAUACAUUCCGAUGCAUUUUCAACAGCAUUAUUUCAAUUAUAGACAUGCAAUAUUGUUAUGUAUAUCCAGAAUAAACAUGUCAUUACUUUUGACAUGUUUAUUUCUUUAAAUAAUGAAACGUGUAAGGUUUCUUUAUUAAAAAUCACAGUUGAAGAAAACUGUCACUUUGUACACUGUGGAUUAAUAUCAUCCUUCCAGGCUUUAAGUUCACCUUAAUAUGUAGCAAAAUGUCGAAUACAAUUAUUUAACCAAUGAUUGGUACAGUUUUUACACUAAACAUCACAACAUUCAUUAAACUCAAUCAAACCA
Osmerus eperlanus (European smelt) is the source of this 1287-nucleotide messenger RNA. RefSeq names its product complement C1q-like protein 3. Gene Ontology annotation, molecular function: protein binding. The transcript is spliced from 3 exons. The record is from RefSeq and is a predicted model, not a curated record. Bases 30 to 653 code for a protein of 207 amino acids. Lineage: Eukaryota; Metazoa; Chordata; Actinopteri; Osmeriformes; Osmeridae.